This is a messenger RNA of Sphenostylis stenocarpa, 219 nucleotides long. The record is from the annotation of a GenBank genome assembly. Lineage: Eukaryota; Viridiplantae; Streptophyta; Magnoliopsida; Fabales; Fabaceae.
AUGAUAAAGUAUAAUGUGUGGGGCAGAAUGUGUAAGUUGUGUGCUUUACAUGAGGAAUGUUAUUCUGAUUGUGUGAUUGAUGAGUUUGAUACUUGUUGUGUGUAUGAGGAAUGGACUAGUAUGGCAAGACCACCCAGGAGACCUACUUCUGAUCCUCCUGCUAUAGAUAUGAGUCAGAUGGCUCAUGCCAUGGAGGCUAUGGAGACAAUUAUGAGAUAG